UGGAGUAGUUUGAAUGAAAGAUGAAAUAAACCAUCCUCAUUUCAGCGGUAAAACUAGUUUUUCUAAAAAAUGUCUUGGCAGUUGGAAGCUUAUAAUCCUUCUGUUCAAUUUCGAUGAAACUAUUUAUUCUGCGCACAAAAUAAUAUUCUUAGUCGACUUUUGACAAACGCGCAUAUCAUGUGAAGUGAUUAGCGGACCUUGUUUAUGCUGACGCGCCAACUGUGCACUUCCCGCUUAUAAUCAUUCAGCAUUCUGAUCGCAACAGACUUAAUUCCUUGAUUUUUUUUAUGCGAGACUAUUCAAGUUAAAUUUAACGAUAUCUUUUUUGUUUAUAUGAUGGCUCCACUACUCGUCACUGGGUGGAGUAAUUUUCUCAUUUUGGUAUAAAAACUGACAUUUGUGUGCGCGGGAAGUUUCGAGUGAAAUCAAUUAGAUUUGGAAUCGAGAUGAAUUUUGUGGAUGCUGAGAAUUAUUUACUGGUUAAACAAGGAGAGGGUGCGAAGGAGGAAUUAUUUAAGCUUGCAGUUCAUUUCGCCGAAAAGUCCAAUACGGUGCUUUAUAUAAGCUCUAAGCCAUUGAAGAGUUUACCAGCUGUUGAAAUACCCGAUAGAGAUGUCCUCAAACGAAUAAUAUUCAUGUACUUCGAACAAAUUCAUCAACUGACGGGAAAGCUACUUGAACUUCACUCAUUUUCGAUAACACCAAAGUUGAUAAUAAUGGAGUCAUUGCAUGAAUUUAAAUCUGAAAAUAGUGACGCCGACAUCGAUAAACAUUCUCUGGCAAUAUCUGCACUAUUCAACGGUAUGCAGUAUUUACGGAGGCAAUUGGGGAGCGGUUGUACGAGUGUUGUUUCGGUAGAUUCUCUUCGGAGCAAUGUUAAUUUACAAACUCUUGUAGAUUUGUAUUAUUAUAAGACUGCAAUUUACUCGUUAGAUAGCAUUUUUAAUAAAGAUGUAUAGAAUUCUA
This is a messenger RNA of Hermetia illucens (black soldier fly), 966 nucleotides long. RefSeq lists its product as uncharacterized. Gene Ontology annotation, cellular component: Shu complex. The transcript has 3 exons. The coding region runs from base 447 to 959 and encodes 170 amino acids. The record is from RefSeq and is a predicted model, not a curated record. Gene Ontology annotation, biological process: double-strand break repair via homologous recombination. Gene Ontology annotation, molecular function: single-stranded DNA binding. NCBI's taxonomy places the organism in Eukaryota, Metazoa, Arthropoda, Insecta, Diptera, Stratiomyidae.